UGCAUCAACUUUGCUCACGUACGAGGGCCGCCGCACCACCUUUGCUGCCCAAAACGGCAAAACCCCUCCCCAGCGGCGCCGCCCCGCCGGUGAGCUCGACCAAGCACCUCCGCGCUUCUCCCCACCUCCCCUCCCUCUCCGAUGAGCUGGAACCACGCGGCGGCGGCCGCGGCCGGGAGGGUCUCGGCGAGGACCACCGCCAGCCGCGGGUUCGCGAGCGCCGGCGGCGGCCGCCGCGGACGUAGGCCCGCGGCGCCCCAGCCGUGGUCGUGGGCGUGGCUGCGGGGGCUGUGGCGCGGAGAGCCGAAGAAGCAGCGGGGCGCCGCGAAGAGGCCGGGGAGGCGCGCGGCCGAGGGCGACGGCAAGGUCUCGCCCGGCGACGCCGCUCCCUCGUUCGUCGACCCCAAUGUGGCAGCGCUGGAGAGCGGCGGGGGAACGGCCGGCGAGGAGGACGCGCCGUCGGGGAUCUGCCUGCAUCAAGACCUCGACACCGCGCGCGUACAGGCAAGCGGAUUCUCAGUUUCCCACCGCAACUUCCUAUGCCCGGUUUGGUCUGACGCUGUCUAAUUGUUAAAACUAGUCUAUCAAAGAGAGUACUUGAUGAGC
Molecule: messenger RNA, 606 nt
Organism: Triticum aestivum (bread wheat)
Lineage: Eukaryota; Viridiplantae; Streptophyta; Magnoliopsida; Poales; Poaceae
Exons: 1
Coding region: 142-567 (141 amino acids)
Source: RefSeq, a predicted model, not a curated record